UGUAGCUUAACGUACAGUGACUGCUGAGCGUUGCAUGCAAAUAUAUUCAACCAGUUCAACAGGUAUAAUAAUGGUGGUGCCAGAACGCGAAACUUGGAUCGGCAAGUUUGAUUUUCUUCUUGCCUUGAUUGGUGCCUCGGUCGGACUUGGGAACAUUUGGCGCUUCCCAUACUUGUGUUAUAAGAACGGAGGAGGAUGUUUCCUUAUACCUUACCUAGUGUGUGUGAUAGCUGCUGGUGUUCCAUUACUGGUCAUGGAGAUCAGUUUGGGGCAGUUGAUGAGUCAGGGGGGAGUCAACGCAUGGGCGAUUUGCCCAAUAUUGCAAGGCAUAGGAUAUGCGUCUAAUUUGAUCAACUUUUACUUGAUCAUCUAUUACGCGAUAAUAUUGGCCUGGGCGAUCCUUUUCAUGUUUUAUUCCUUCACCGACAAACUUCCCUGGUCUCACUGCGAUAAUGACUGGAAUACCGCUGCGUGUUACCUCGGCAAGAAAAUGAUUCCAGUGAAUGAAAGUCUGAAUGGAACAGUCAACUACACCGUUAGAUACGUGGAAGACAACAACACCAAGUCUCCUGCUAUUGAGUUUUGGGAAAACCAGGUGCUCGAUGUCUCUGAAGGGCUUGGAGAAGUCGGCAAGAUUAAUUGGCAGAUGGCUUUGUGUUUGUUGCUUGCCUGGGUGAUUUUGUAUUUCUGUGUGUGGAAAGGAGUAAGAUCAACUGGAAGGGUGGUUUACUUCACCGCCACAUUCCCGUACUUAUUUAUAACCAUCCUUCUCAUCCGUGCUGUUACUCUACCCGGAGCUGUGACUGGUAUAAAGUACUAUCUUGUCCCUGAUUGGUCAAAAUUAUUGCAAGGCCAGGUGUGGCUAGACGCAGCAACACAAGUAUUUUACUCCUAUACAAUCGGCAUGGGAGUGUUGAUCGCUCUUGGAAGCUACAACAACUUCAAAAAUAAUUGCUACAGGGAUUGUAUCAUCUUCGCAUGUGUUAACAGCGGAACUAGUUUCUAUGCCGGGUUUGUCAUCUUUUCCGUUCUUGGUUUUAUGGCUGAGAAACAAGGAGUUGGUAUUGGAGAUGUUGCCGAAUCAGGUCCUGUUUCCUGUUUUUUUUUAUACCGACAUAUUUGCAUAUUAAUGCUGCCUUCCAACAUGGUUGCUACAAAGAUCUUCUAUUGUGUAGUAACUUACUUGUUUCUUUUACAGUUUGUUGCUGUAGAAGGCUUUGUCACAGCGGUGUCGGAUAUGUUCCCACGAUUCCUUCGUGGCGGAUAUCGCAAGGAAUUGUUCAUAUUUGGAUUCUGUAUCGUGUGGUAUCUUCUGGGAUUGACAAUGGUUACCCAGGGGGGCAUUUAUGUGCUGCAGCUGUUUGAUUCCUAUGCGGUCAGCGGAACUGCUAUUCUUUGGGUGGCUUUGUUCCAGUGUAUUGCCAUUGGUUGGAUAUACGGUGCUGAACGGUUUUAUGAGAACAUGGAACGAAUGAUUGGCUUUCGUAUCAAUCCAUGGCUGAAAGUCUGCUGGAUUUUUAUCACACCUGCUUUCUCACUGGGUAUCUUCAUCUUCACCAUCGUGACGUACAAGCCUUUAGUUUACAACAAGGUGUACAGUUAUCCCACAUGGGGUGAAGCAAUCGGUUGGUGUAUGGCCUUCUCGUCCAUUUCCUGUGUACCAAUCUGCGCCGUUAUUAAAAUCAUGAAGGAAAAAGGAAACAUUCUUGAUCGUAUCCGCACCCUGAUGAUGCCUGUUCUUCCACCAGAACGUGGCUUGACUAAAGAAGAUGAGGAAUGUCCUUUAAAGACAACCCAAGAAAACGAUACUAAAUUGUAAUCUAAAAAAAUAUCAAAGAAAAAAAAUCCAAAUUGACUACAACCAUAAGUUGAAGUCCAUCCUGCUUUUACAUAUUUUAGCUAAAAAGAUAAAAAUAACAAUAAAUAAAAAUUACACUUUCCCCCUU
Actinia tenebrosa (Australian red waratah sea anemone) is the source of this 1946-nucleotide messenger RNA. Its product is annotated as sodium- and chloride-dependent creatine transporter 1. Gene Ontology annotation, biological process: nitrogen compound transport; sodium ion transmembrane transport; amino acid transport. Gene Ontology annotation, cellular component: plasma membrane. NCBI's taxonomy places the organism in Eukaryota, Metazoa, Cnidaria, Anthozoa, Actiniaria, Actiniidae. The record is from RefSeq and is a predicted model, not a curated record.